UUGCAGCCAACUGGCAACCCGCAUUCCGAUUUUGUAAAGCUGUUGUAAUUAUUACUAUUCAUCCAGUGCGCGGCAAAUAAAACAAACAUUAGAAGCGAAAUGGCAGACAAGGCGCAGGAACAGAGUAUUAUGGACAAGUCCAUGCGGUCGGUGUUUGUGGGCAACAUACCCUACGAGGCUACCGAGGAGAAGCUCAAGGAAAUUUUCAGCGAAGUCGGCCCGGUUCUUUCCCUCAAACUUGUUUUUGAUCGGGAGAGCGGCAAACCCAAGGGAUUUGGCUUCUGCGAAUACAAGGAUCAAGAGACUGCACUGAGUGCUAUGCGCAACCUGAAUGGCUACGAAAUCGGAGGGCGAACGCUGCGCGUGGACAAUGCUUGUACGGAGAAGUCACGCAUGGAGAUGCAACAGCUGUUGCAGGGACCACAAGUGGAGAACCCAUACGGCGAGCCCUGUGAUCCCGACGAUGCGCCCGAAUUGAUCACGAAAACAGUGGCAUCUUUGCCGCCGGAGCAAAUGUACGAGCUGAUGAAGCAAAUGAAACUGUGCAUUGUGAGCAAUCCGUCCGAGGCGCGUCAAAUGCUCAUGCUAAAUCCCCAGCUGGCCUAUGCGCUGCUGCAGGCCAUGGUCGUGAUGCGCAUUGUUGAUCCUCAGCAGGCGCUGGGCAUGCUUUUCAAGGCGAAUCAAAUGCCACCCGUUCUCGGUGGCAAUCCACAUCCCAAUCCCAGCGUUAUGCCAAUGAUACCGACGCCACAGCAGCAGCAGCAACAACAGCCGCCGCAACAGCAGCCACCCCCACAAUCCGCUGUGGGUGGACCGGGACCCAUGCCUGUGCCCGGUCCCAGCUUUAAUAAUAUGCAUUCGAACGAUAUUGAUUUGCGUAUGGUGUCCGGUGGUCCAGCCAGCAUGGAUCCGCGCAUGAUCGCCCGCAACCUGGAUCAGGAUAUGCGUCAGGUGCCAGGUGGACCAAUGCCCAAUCCGGUGCCGCCGCCACUUAUGGAUCCGCGUACUCGCGCUCAAAUGCAACCGCAGCAGCAACAGCAAGGACCACCAGCACCAUCGAUUCCCUAUCCGAGCGAUCCACGCCAACGUCCGAUGGAUCCGCGUCUACGUGGCGCCAUGCCGCCUGGACCAGUGCAGCAGCAGCAACAACAGCCGCCUCCACAGGUGCAGCAGUCAGUGACACAACAGCAACAGUCGGCGGCACUGCAGCUCCAGAGUCGCCUGGGCGCCCAUGGCGUAUUGCCGUCGGAUGCCUCCGAUCAGGAGAAGGCCGCUCUCAUCAUGCAGGUGCUGCAAUUGUCCGACGAUCAGAUUGCCCAGCUGCCACCGGAACAGCGUGCCAGCAUCCUGGUGCUCAAGGAGCAGAUAGCAAAGACUCGAACGGCACGCUAAAUAAAAGUCUUCGAGUUGAAUUUUAAUUGUACACCAUUUGGAAUUGAAUGUUAAUAAUAAAGAAGAUUCACACAUUCAGGUU
This is a messenger RNA of Drosophila grimshawi, 1474 nucleotides long. It is a transcript of the gene CstF64, whose product is annotated as cleavage stimulation factor subunit 2 tau variant. The record is from RefSeq and is a predicted model, not a curated record. Gene Ontology annotation, molecular function: mRNA binding. Gene Ontology annotation, cellular component: mRNA cleavage and polyadenylation specificity factor complex. The transcript has 2 exons. The coding region runs from base 100 to 1392 and encodes 430 amino acids. Gene Ontology annotation, biological process: mRNA 3'-end processing. NCBI's taxonomy places the organism in Eukaryota, Metazoa, Arthropoda, Insecta, Diptera, Drosophilidae.